GUGGAACAAUCGUUGGUCGUGGUUUUCGGGGGGGGGGGAGACAAAUAGUGCAACACACGCGGAAGGAAGCACGACGUUUUCAACACGACAAACGCUCUCAAUUCUGAUCGCGGCCCUCUACGCCGGAAUGUUUUUUGUAUUACUUUUAGGAUGAAUGUGGCGAAUUUGAAUUGGAGUGUGAGAACGCUUCCUGGGAGGUGAGCCAGGUUGUCAUGGUGAUACUGCCGGAAUGGCAGCGGGCGGCUGCGGCGGACCUCGGCAGGAGCGGCGCUGAAGUGAUGCCCGGUGAAGACGCCGGUUCGGGGGCUCGGGCCUCCACACCGGUGGGGUAUUUGGGAAAAGUCCAAGAGAGGGCGGCGUCUCUGGACUUCUGCCCGUGGUGCGCGUCCAAAGGCCUGCGCUCGUCCCUGCGCUUGUGCCGCCUCAACCUGCACGAGUCCGUCACGCUGUGCACCGAGCCUCAGUGUCUCUUCCCUCUGGUCAGCCGCCCCCUCGAGGACGUUUUGGCAAGUUUGGCCCCAGCGGAGACGACGACGGCGGCCGGCGGCAGGAAGAGAAAGGCGUCGUCCCGGACGGAAAACGAAGGCGACCGCCAGGAAGUCAAAGUCAAGUGUCUGCGCUCUGGCCAACUGCACACGCGAGCACCAAGUCCGGUUCCAAGUGGCCCUCACGAGACCGCCGUGACACACGUUGAGCCGUCCGACGGGGUCCCUCGUCUGCCCCAAGACCGCCUCUCCCAUCAGAGGGCGGCAGCCACCGCCGUCGGACCUCCGCGGCGUCUGCCCGAGGAAAACUCUCGGACAGACGACGAGGGCGAUGGCCCCGCAGAGCAACUCGCCGGGGGUCCUCGCAAACCCGUCGAUGCUUCCGGCGGGUUUACAAGUGCUGCCGAGGGACCCGUCGCCUCCCCAGAGGAACCUGUUGACACGUCGCUCGGGACAGUUCCCGAGCAAACGGCGGAAAUUCCCGACGAAUCCGUCGUCCGGGAACCCUUCGGCGUUCCGGCGGCGCCUCUCUUCUGGAAAAACGCUCACAACCUUUGCUGGUUGGACGUCCUGCUGGUGGUCCUGGUCAACUGCGAGAGCCUGAGGAGACGCAAAGGCCGGCACGAGCCCCGGCCCGCCGCCGUCUGGCGCCUGAUGAGCGGCUACGACCGCGCGCGCGACGCCCUCCAAGCGGGAAGCGAUGAGCAAGCGAGGGUUCGCCGCGACGCCGCCGAGCGGCUGCAGAAUCUCAGGAUGGCCGUCUUCGAGUUGCUUCGGCCGCAGCUGCGCUGCCAGCUCGGCCAGAAAGAGAGUCCGGUCUUCGCCAUGCCGCUCCUGCUGGCGGCCGACUCGUGGGCGGAGCCUCUCUUUCGGACCACGUUCUGCUGGGAGUUUGAGUGCGCCGAGUGCAAGACGGUCACCAGGGAGAGGGUCACCAAAACACUUCCCACAUUCACUAACGUGGUGCCGGAUUGGCACCCGAUGCGUGCCGCCCACUGGGCGGUGUGCAACGCCUGCGGCGCCCGGCGCCAGCGCAGGAGCAUGAAGCUGGAGAGGGUGGCCGCGGUGUUGGCGCUGCACUUUGAGGAGGGCGUGCCGCACGGCGACCUGGACGCGCUCGCCUUCACCUUGGAGGGCCGCCGACACGCCGUCACGGCGCUCGUCCAGUACGACCGGCGUGCCGAGCACUUUGUGGCGUGGACGCGCACUCCCAGCGGCUCCUGGCUCGAAUUUGACGACUUGAAGCACCCGCAGAGCCCGCUCCACCCCACGCUGCCCGUUCCCGCUCGGGAAAUGCACCUUGUCUUUUGGGAAGCGCAAGAGGCUUCUCCCGGCUCUGGCGCCUGUUCCCCGUCCAGCACGCGACCAGAUUCUCCGCCGUCCCGCUGCGUGGUCCCGGACCGGCACUUCCUCGCUCACGGCGAAGAGGAGGAGAGCGAAGUGGCAACGGCGGACGCUUGCGAGGACGUGUCCAUCAGCUCCGUCACGCUACUGGACGCCUUCCACGGCCUGUCCCACGACGACAUCGUCACGCUCACCCUGACGGAGGUCGCAGCCGAUGCGCCGACGGAUCACGCGGCGCUUCUGGACGACAUCCCCGCGCCGGACAGCUCCUCCCUGACACCCGAAGACCCCGGCGAGACCCCCCCGCAGUCAGCAGAGUCCGACGCCGACAACGAUCCCGAUUAUGACCCCGCUUCGGAAGAAGCUCCGACGAGGCGCAAAAGGAUUUCCAAAGUCAAACAUGAACGAGCCGGAAGGACGGCUAACGUGAAGCCGUCGCCGCAGGAGGUGGCCGCUCAAGCCUCCGGCCCGCCGCCUCUCGGUGUCCGGCGGGCGUCGCCUGUGUCCUCCACCGGGGGGCCGCCAUCGCCGCCCGGGGACCACAACUCGCGCUGGUCCUUCCUGCUCAGCCAUCAUCUUGCCAAUCAAAGGCCAAACGGCACCACGCCCACUCCUGCGCAGCGUCCUCCCAGUCACUCCACGCCCGCUUGCAAACCUCAGCUGCUGCCUAUGGAGGACCGCCACGGUCACCCCCUGAAGGCCGCCGAGGCGUUUGGCGCGUUCGGCGCCGCCGUCCAAUCCCCGCCGGCAUUUUCCAAAAGCGGGAGUUGUCAUCAAAGCCUCAGUCAAAUCCAAGCGGGGUCUCCUCCGGCCCGCGGCCCGCCCGCCGUCCUGAGCGACACGGAGGCGCUGCGCUACAAGCUGCUGAAGAAGCUGAAGGCCAAGAAGAAGAAGCUGGCCAAACUCGACCGGCUGCUGGCGCGCCGGCCCGACAGCGCGGCGCCGAUCUCGCCCGGCGGCUUCUUGCCGCAAGAUCUGCUGCUCCCCUCGCCCUCCGCCGCCGUCUCGCCCGACAGCUCGGGCUUCCUGGACACGCUGGCCUGCCGCCAAGACGCGACCCCCGACGCCCCGCAGCCGCCGAUGCAUCCGGAAAAUUUCCUGGACGAGUUUUUCUCCAUGACGCCAGUAGCGGCUCAGCAAGCGAUGGAGGACGAGACGCUCCGAGAACUGGAACUUUUACUUUCAUAGCAACAGCACCGCCCCGGGUGGAUUUUUUUU
Hippocampus comes (tiger tail seahorse) is the source of this 3047-nucleotide messenger RNA. RefSeq names its product ubiquitin specific peptidase like 1 (gene uspl1). The coding region runs from base 213 to 3017 and encodes 934 amino acids. Gene Ontology annotation, biological process: Cajal body organization; protein desumoylation. The record is from RefSeq and is a predicted model, not a curated record. Gene Ontology annotation, cellular component: Cajal body. Lineage: Eukaryota; Metazoa; Chordata; Actinopteri; Syngnathiformes; Syngnathidae. The transcript has 11 exons. Gene Ontology annotation, molecular function: SUMO binding.